Messenger RNA from Setaria italica (foxtail millet), 4324 nucleotides. Its product is annotated as probable histidine kinase 3. Gene Ontology annotation, biological process: phosphorylation; phosphorelay signal transduction system. The coding region runs from base 784 to 3804 and encodes 1006 amino acids. The record is from RefSeq and is a predicted model, not a curated record. NCBI's taxonomy places the organism in Eukaryota, Viridiplantae, Streptophyta, Magnoliopsida, Poales, Poaceae. The transcript is spliced from 12 exons. Gene Ontology annotation, molecular function: phosphorelay sensor kinase activity.
CCAGCCUACUGCGGCUGCUCUGCUCCCCUCCCCUGCCGCUCUGCUUUUCCACCUCCCCCACCCUCUCUCACCUCUCACCUGCUUUUCUCCUCCCCCUUCCAAUCAACCCAAUCUCAUCUCCACCCUCCCAAUUCCAUACCCGUCCCCCGUGUCCUCCCUCCUCUGUUCCGGUGUGUUCCCCUAGCUUAGCUUCCUGUUCAGUUCCGCUUGCUUGGGUGGGUGCUUCUUCUUUUUUGAAAUGGAGGGUGGGUGCUUCUUGGUUCCUGUUGCUGUUCUCUCCCUCGCUGCUCACCUAUCCGUGUCGUCUCGUCCCCUUCCUCCCGCCUCCUGCUACCGCUUCCCUUGAGGAGGUCAAAGCGCCUCCAAGAUUAGCUUUGCUGCUGCGUCCUGGAGGAGAGGAGCCCGAGCGGCAAGAAUCAAGAAGAAGAAGAAGGGCCGAGAGAGACAGGAGGGAGGAAGGGAGGCAGAUACUGCUGGUACGGCUGGACAAGGGUGAGGCCUUGGUGGAGGAAAGGAAAGGAAAGGAAGGGAAGCCCUUGCCUGCUCCCUCGGGGCAUUCAAUUGGAGGCUACAGCGGGCGGGUAGGCGGCAGCUACAGCACGGCGGCCGCCAUAAAUUAGCGAGCUCCCCGCGCCGGCCCGGCCCCUGCCCGUCGUCUCCGUCCCGAUCGACUCCUCGAUCACGCGGACGCCCACCGGAGCAUGCGCGCGGCGGGCCUCGGCCGGCGAAGCAGCAGCAGCAGCGCCGUCGGGAGGGCGAUGUAGCUCCUUGUCCCGCGACGAGAUGACCGGCACGGCUCGCGGGGGCAGGCGCGGCGGCGGGGCGGGGAUGGAGGAAAAGGGCGAGGCGGCGGGGCUGGGCUUCCUGGGGCUGGACAGGAUGCGCCUCCUGCUGCCGCUGCCCAUGCCGGAGAAGCUGUCGGCGAGGACGCUGCGGACCCACCUGUCCAGCCACUUCAUCAACUGGCGCUGGCGCUGGGUGUGGGAUCGCUGCCGCUGGCUGCUCACCUUCUGGGUGCUCCUCUGGGUGGCCAUCUCCGUAGGGAUCUUCUGGUACAUGAGCAACCAGGCCGUCGAGAAGCGCCGGGAGUCGCUCCAAAGCAUGUGCGACGAGCGCGCGCGGAUGCUGCAGGACCAGUUCAACGUCAGCAUGAACCACCUCCAGGCACUCGCCAUCCUCGUCUCCACCUUCCACCACUCCAAGACCCCAUCCGCCAUCGACCAGAGGACGUUCGCCAGGUACGCGGAGAGGACGGCGUUCGAGCGCCCGCUGACGAGCGGGGUGGCGUACGCGGUGAAGGUCACGCACGCCGAGCGGGAGCUGUUCGAGCGCCAGCAGGGGUGGAGCAUCAAGAAGAUGUACUCCUCCAAGAAGCAGUCGACGGGGGCGGGGGACGCCGAGGUGCGGGAGCCCGCCGAGGAGUACGCUCCCGUCAUCUUCGCGCAGGACGCCUACAAACACGUCGUCUCCUUCGACAUGCUCUCCGGCAACGAGGACCGCGAAAACGUACUCCGAGCGAGAGAAUCUGGGAAGGGUGUUCUUACUGCACCUUUUAAACUGCUCAAUAAUCGCCUCGGAGUGAUCUCCACCUACACCGUGUACAAGACUGAGCUUCCCCCAAAUGCCAGGCCGCAGGAGCGCAUUCAGGCUGCUAUAGGCUAUUUGGGCGGCAUUUUUGACAUUGAAGCACUUGUUGAUAAGUUGCUUCGCCAGCUCGCAGGCAAGCAAUCCAUCAUGGUGAACGUUUAUGAUACUACUAAUGAGAGCCCAAUCAGUAUGUACGGUUCGAAUGAUACUGGUAGUGGCAUGUGCCAUGUCAGCACACUGAACUUUGGCGACCCGUCAAGGAAGCAUGAGAUGCACUGCAGGUUCAUGCAGAAGCCACCGUGGGCGUGGCUGGCAAUAACGUCAUCAUUUGGAACUCUUGUGAUUGCUUUACUGAUUGGAUACAUAAUUCAUGCUACUGUCAAACGGAUUGCCAAAGUUGAAGACGACUUUCAAGAGAUGAUAGAGCUCAAGAAACGUGCAGAGGCUGCAGAUGUUGCCAAAUCACAGUUCUUGGCUACAGUUUCUCAUGAGAUCAGAACUCCAAUGAAUGGUGUUCUAGGGAUGCUCCAAAUGCUCAUGGAUACUGAUUUGGACACAACACAACAGGAUUAUGUUAGAACUGCGCAAGCUAGUGGAAAGGCUUUGGUUUCACUCAUAAACGAGGUUCUUGAUCAGGCGAAGAUCGAGUCUGGUAAACUCGAGCUUGAGAUGGUGCCCUUCGAUCUUAGAACAGUUUGUGAUGACAUUUUGUCUCUCUUUUGUGGGAAAGCUCAGGAGAAAGGGCUAGAGUUGGCAGUGUAUGUUUCUCGCCAAGUUCCAGAAACACUAAUUGGCGAUCCUGGCAGAAUAAGGCAGAUCAUUACAAAUCUCGUUGGGAAUUCCAUAAAAUUCACAGAGAGGGGCCAUAUCUACUUGACAGUUCAUCUCGUUGAAGAGGUCAUGCAUUGUUUAGAGGUUGAGACAGGAACUCAGUAUGCAAAUACCUUAAGUGGCUAUCCAGUGGCAAACAGGAAGCACAGUUGGGAAAACUUUCGAAUUUUUAAUAUGGAACUGAACUCAUCUGAGAUGCCUUUUCUACCCGUUGCAUCUGACUCAGUAAGCUUGAUAAUAUCAGUUGAAGAUACCGGUGUUGGUAUUCCAUUCGAAGCUCAGUCCCGUGUCUUCACCCCUUUCAUGCAAGUAGGUCCAUCCAUUGCUCGCAUCCAUGGGGGCACUGGUAUUGGAUUAAGCAUCAGCAAAUGCUUGGUUGGUCUCAUGAAGGGAGAGAUCGGAUUUGCAAGUAAACCCCAAGUCGGUUCUACUUUCACCUUCACUGCAGUGCUUACGAGAGCCUGUUCCAGCGGAAAUGAGAAUAAAUCAUCAGAAUUUAAAGAGAUCAACGCAUUGGUGGUUGACCAUCGACUGGUCCGCGCCAAGGUAACCAAGUACCAUUUGCAGAGACUGGGAGUUCAGACCGAAUUGGCAACUGACCUAGAUCAGUAUAUUUCUAAAGUAAAUAGUGGAUUACGGAUUGCAAAGCUUGUGCUGAUUGACAAAGAAACCUGGCUGAAGGAAUCCCAUUCCAUUCCUCUGUUGGUUAGUAAAUUGAGGAACAAAGAUCAGCCAGACUCUACGAAGUUAUUUCUUUUGGAGAACCCUAAAAAUUCUCUCAGGAGCAGGUCACAUAUAUCCAGAGAAUACAACUUGAAUGUAAUUAUGAAGCCGCUUCGUGCAAGCAUGCUUCAGGUCGCUCUACAGAGAGCAUUGGGGGGGAUAGAUAAAGUGCAUUGCAGGAACGGAGUAGUUGGGAAUUCAACAUUGGGCAGCCUUCUUCACAAGAAGCAAAUCAUCGUGGUUGACGACAAUAUUGUAAAUCUCAAGGUUGCUGCAGGUGCUUUGAAGAAGUACGGUGCAGAAGUAACUUGUGCUGACAGCGGAAAAAAAGCAAUCGCACUGUUGAAACCUCCUCACAAUUUUGAUGCUUGUUUCAUGGACAUACAGAUGCCAGAAAUGGAUGGAUUUGAAGCCACAAGAAGGAUUAGAUCGAUGGAAAGAGAUCUAAAUGAGCAAAUAGAACGUGGAGAGGUCCUGCAAGAGUGUCCAAACAUCCGGCGGUGGAGAACCCCAAUAUUGGCCAUGACUGCAGAUGUCAUUCAAGCAACACACGAACAUUGCUUGAAAUCUGAAAUGGAUGGUUAUGUUUCCAAGCCAUUUGAGGGUGAGCAAUUGUACAGUGAAGUAGCCCGCUUUUUCCUAAAUCAAGACGAAGUUCAGUAGGUAGGCUCAUAUGGAAUGUAAAAUAGUGGAGGAUAUCGCCACCAGUUCACCCAUCGGGGCACAAACAGUUUUGUCAAAGAUCCCAUGUUCUCAAGAGUGGGCAGCAAUUUGCAGAGUUAGGGGCCCUAUUAAAACGCUAGAAUGCUGGGAUGUGGCUGCAGUUAGGUGGAAACAUUUCAGGCUGGAGAUGGAACCAUCAAUGUUCAAUUCCUUGGUGCACCAUCUGACCGGGCUGCAAAACUGAAUGUACAAUUUCUUGAAGGCGUGUGAAAAGUCCAGCAGCAUUCACUAACUGCAGAUGUCCUCUGCCACUGUAAUAUAGACAUAGGGGGAGAUUUUCGUUCCAGCUUUUCGCCCAGGAACUUACAGUUGUACAUAUUAGGUCUUGGUUGUUUGUGCAGGCAUUUUUGUAUGCAUCUUCUUCGCCGUGUAUGGGUGUCGAAGCUGUAAAAUGUAAAUGACACAUUCAAAGAUGGAAGUUUUGUUUGACAAAAACAUCGGUCGCCAUCGUCACCACUCA